Molecule: messenger RNA, 2421 nt
Organism: Tachyglossus aculeatus (Australian echidna)
Lineage: Eukaryota; Metazoa; Chordata; Mammalia; Monotremata; Tachyglossidae
Gene: PEX26
Product: peroxisomal biogenesis factor 26
Exons: 6
Coding region: 151-1092 (313 amino acids)
Biological process (GO): protein import into peroxisome membrane; protein import into peroxisome matrix
Cellular component (GO): peroxisome; peroxisomal membrane
Molecular function (GO): protein-containing complex binding; ATPase binding
Source: RefSeq, a predicted model, not a curated record
CGGGAACCCGGUGGGCAACUACUGCUUCGCUAGCGUGGGUUUAAAGGGGUUGAAGUUGGAGGUGGGCACAGGGCGGAUCGCCCAUCCGAAGGAGCCGAGGCUCAGAGCCUGCAUCGCUCUGCAGCAGGAAGCUGCACCUGGGAACCGGCCAUGCGGAGCGACUCAUCGACAACCUUAGCCGGAUCGAUGGGGGCAGCUGGUCCCCUCCGGAGCAGCGAACCCAUACCCACCGGCCCCCCAACCCCACUGGUGGUAUUCCUGCUGGAAGAGGCCUCUGACCAGCUCGUGGUGGAUUUGGACUUCAGGGCGGCCCUGGAGACAUGUGAGCGGGGCUGUGAGAUCCUGGCCUCCGAUCCCGAGGAUGGGAGCAGGGACAACUCUGCAGAAGUGAAAUGCUCCCUGUGUGUCGUGGGGAUCCAGGCCCUAGCGGAGAUGGACCGGUGGCGGGAAGUCCUGCCGUGGGUCCUCCGGUACUACCCGGGCCCGGAGAGCCUGCCUCCUCAACUCCUGGAGCUGUGCAUCCUCCUGUACAGCCGAGUGCAGGAGCCCCAGGUGAUGCUGGAGGUGGCGGGCGGUUGGCUGAGAGAGCCAGCUAACCAGGGCCUGCGGGACUACGGGGCUUUGGUGGAGCUUCACCUGCUGCGGGUCCUGUUGCCGCUGGGCCGCUGGGCAGAGGCGCGGGAACUGGCCCGGGGCUGCGCGGGACUCAGUGAGGAGCAGCGGCUGGGAGCCCUGGAAGCCAUCGACAAGGCAAGACAGGAGGAGGGGCAGCCCGGUCCCGAGGAGGCCACUCGGCCAGCCCAAGAGCAGCAGUGCCCCCCGCCCAAGGAGAAACGGGAAGGCUCCGUCCCCCACAAGGUCUUGGUCCUGCUGCUGUGGCUGCGGCGAGUGCUGGCGUCGGGGGCGGGUCACCUCCUGGCCCUUCCUUUCAAGAAGGCCCUGCUGGCUGCUUUGGUCCUGGGCCUCCUGGUGCUCAGGUUUGACCCAGGCAGCCCUUCCUCGCUGCCUCUCCUGCACAGGCUGGCCCAGCUCUUCCGCUGGCUCCGAGGAGCCGUGCUCUCCCCCCUCUACCGGCCCCUGAUCCGGGACUGAGCCGAGGGUCCUGCCCCAGUGCAUCCCACCUCUGCUCGCCCCUUGAGCAGUUGCACUCCCAUGAUUGGGGAAAGGGGGCUGGAAAUGGAGAUUCCCCAGGGCUCCUGGAAAGUGACAUCCCCCACAGAUCUGCCCCCCCAUCCCUCGAGCCAGGCUGCAAAGGAACAGAAUUGACUGUGGGGAAGGUGGGCCUGAACUAACCUUCACUGCUGCCCGUCUCCAGGAUAGGGUGGGGCAGGGUUUAAGGAUCCUGCCCCCUCUUUAAGGUCCUCCCUGCGGAGGGGCCCCUGAAAGGGUUGUAACAUUUGGAAUCCCACCUCUCCUGCCACUCACAGAUUUGCACAUGCACACACACGUAUGCACUUGCAACACAUAUGUGUGCAGGCACGCUCACACAUAAAGAAUGAGGUAUUCUGUUGCCCUUAGCAAGCACUGGGAAAGGGAGCUCUAUGGGGAGGUCUUCAAGGGGGAUGGAAGCUUGCAAAUCAUGAAAGGGAGGGCCAGGAGAAGGGGAGCAGGAAGGUCUCGCAGGUUGGGCAAUGUGACUUUGGAAGACUGAAGAGGUCCGCUCUACUUGAUUGAGCCUGAUCCUUGCCCUCGAAAGGGGUUUUCCUUUGGAGGAUGCCCAAGGGCGGCAGCAAGCCCUGCCCCUUCCUCCAUUUUCCCGACCCCGGCCUUCACCCCCUAGUCUCCUCUUGGGGUUUUAACUCCGCUCUUGAUCCCGAAGUACGCAGGCCAGCCGGGGUCUGGCUAAACAGGAGGAUGAUGGUGGGGGGUGCCACCCUGCUGCCCGGACCUCCUGGGGGGGCGGGGGGAGUGCCAACUUAGCACUGGGCCCCUCGCUUACACUCUCAGGGCAAGACCCUGCCCCACCUUCCCCCUCUGCUGAAAGCAAACAAGAGUCUUCAGCUUCCUUAUCUCUCAGGGUAAAGUGACUCUGUCUGUUGCACCUUGGCCCACAGCUCCAUUUUCCACUGGGCUGGGCGGGGAGGGACUGGCUCGGCUCCGUUACUCUGACUGUCAGUGGCCCCACUUCUGCCUUGCUCAAGGGAAUGGCCGUGUGGGUGAUUUUGAGGGCCCCAGCUGAGACAAGGACACCUCUGGCCCCGGUCUACUGUAACUCCCCCUCCCCAAUUUGCCCCCCUGGAUCUCCGCCCCCAUUUUGAAGACGAGAGCUGGCAUUUGGUGCGGGGCUCCAUUUUCACUCGGGCAGCCUGAGAAGCGGGCCGACACCGAGGUCGGACGGGCUGGAGACGGAGCCUGGGAUGCUAAUCGGAGCCGGAGGAGAGGGAGAACACAUGCCAGAAAUAAAACUUUGGCUGAAAAGAG